AAAAAAGUCUUUUCUGACUGCAUCUACACUCUUGUUUUUUCUUCUGCUGCUUGUCAUGUAAAACAGUACUAGACCCUUGUACUUUUUCACAAGCUCAUUGCAUGAAGAUGAAGAUGAACAUGUCAACUUCCAUCGAGUCUAAGAACCAUAGAUUAUGUCUUCGCCGAGUUCUCCCUUUAUUAUGCCUACUUUCAGCAGGUUUUUUUAUUGGGAGUGUACUUUUGUUCGCAGAUUAUAAUCAGAAGAUUUCAGGAUGGACAUCAGUGAAUGUUGUUUUAUGGGACACGAGACCGAAGACUUGCGAGACUGAAAAGAGGCCUAAAGGAACUGAGACACUACCUAAAGGUAUUGUGUCUCCAAUGUCCGACAUGGAAAUGCGAUCGUUAUGGGGCGACGACAAAAAGAAAACAAAGAAACCAAAACAUGUGCUGGCCAUGGCAGUUGGAAUAAAGCAAAAACUAAGCGUCAAGAAAAUUAUCCAGAAGUUUCCAUCAACUGAUUUUGUUCUGAUGCUUUUCCAUUAUGAUGGCAUCAUAGAUGAAUGGAGAGAUAUGGAAUGGCAUCAUCGUGCUAUACAUGUAUCUGCCAUAAAUCAAACUAAGUGGUGGUUUGCAAAGCGAUUCUUACACCCGGAUAUUGUUUCGGAGUAUGACUACAUCUUCCUGUGGGAUGAAGACCUUGGAGUUGACGAUUUUCAUGCUGGAAGAUAUCUUUCGAUCAUUAAAGAAGAAGGGCUUGACAUAUCACAGCCGGCACUUGAUCCAGAAAGUUCAGAGGUGCAUCAUCAUCUUACGACGAGAAAAAAUGGAUCAAGAAUACACAGGAAGGUGUUCAGGAUAAUUGGUCAGACAAGGUGUGAUGAAAACAGCACAAGGCCUCCAUGCACAGGAUUUGUAGAAAUGAUGGCUCCGGUUUUCUCAAAAGCUUCCUGGCGUUGCACAUGGCAUAUGAUUCAGAAUGACUUGGUUCAUGGGUGGGGCUUAGAUUUUCAGCUCGGUUACUGCGCACAGGCAACUAACCUCUUCUAAAAUUACAUAUGCCUUUAUUUGGAAGAAAAAAAAUGAAAAAUAUAUCUACGUUGUUUAAAAAAUUCCUUAUCUCUUAUCAGGGUGAUCGAACCAAAAGCAUUGGGAUUGUUGACUCCGAGUACAUAGUUCAUUAUGGUCUUCCUACACUAGGAGGCUCUGCAUCAGAAAAGGCGCAAUCAUCGUCCGAUCAAUCUGCUGGCAGACUUUCGGUAAAAAAAUGGUCAUUUGUCGAGCUAGAGAGGUUCAAAAAUAGAUGGAAGAAGGCUGUUAAGGAUGAUGAAUGUUGGACUGAUACGUAUCGAUAAUAACUGACGCAGAUGAAAUACUAGAGCUUUAUUUUGUGACAUUGAACUCGUUUAAGUGAGGGAGGAGAACAAAACUGUGUUCUGCAAUAUACAACACUUACCAGAUAGUACCAGGUUCUUAUGAAUGUGUAGCUGUGAAUAAAGCUUGAGAUCGUAGUCUAUGCUGUCGAUUCUUUUAAAUGAUGAAAGCAACAAUUCCUUUAGAAAUGGAUUGCGAUUGAAGAAAAAUAUGUAUUCUUGAAGAAGAUUAAAAGGUAGUAUCAUUAAAUUUGAUAAACAAA
Molecule: messenger RNA, 1614 nt
Organism: Populus trichocarpa (black cottonwood)
Lineage: Eukaryota; Viridiplantae; Streptophyta; Magnoliopsida; Malpighiales; Salicaceae
Exons: 13
Coding region: 102-1028 (308 amino acids)
Source: RefSeq, a predicted model, not a curated record